GGAAUACUUCAUAGAUUUAAGUUCGUUCGGCGUGUUUAUUUCUAGAACAUAUUUUUGUGAUUUGGUGAUUUAUCCCAUUUAGAAUUACAUAUAAAACAGUAACCACAUCUUAUGCAGAAUUUCAGGAUUUGUAUAAAAAUAAAUAAUAAUAGUUAAAAAAGGAAAUUAAAAACAAGAACCCCUAAUAAAGUCUAGAGUGUGUACUUUACAAAUUGCAUAAAAACACUUGUUAACUUGCGGCGAAAAAAUCACAUUUCUUUCCCAAAAUUGAAAAAAAAAAAAUAACACAAAUCGCUAGCGAUUGUUUUGUAAAGAAGGGAAUUUGCUUUUAAAAAGGAGAAAUAAAUUUUGUUACAAAUUGACAAAAUGGUCGUUUCAAAAACAACGCCUCAGAAAAAUGGUGUUGAUGCCUCCCCAUCAACGAAUGGUGCCACGGGCAGCAGCCCCAAGAACAGCAAUAUCACAGAAACAACUCUGCCCAAGGGCAAAUAUACCCUGGUGGGCAUUGACAUUGAUACCACGGGACGCAGAUUAAUUGAUGAGAUUGUCCAGUUAGCUGCUUUUACACCCAAGGAUCAUUUCCAACAAUAUAUUAUGCCCUACAUGAAUUUAAAUCCUGCUGCUCGUCAACGCCAUCAAGUUCGUGUCAUUUCAAUUGGUUUCUAUCGCAUGCUGAAAUCUAUGCAGACUUAUAAGAUAAUCAAAUCAAAAUCGGAAAUUGCUGCUCUUAGAGAUUUCCUCGGUUGGCUUGAAGCCCUCAAAGCAAAAGAUACAAAUUCACAAGGCAUUAUUCUAUUGUAUCACGAGGAGCGUAAAUUCAUUCCAUAUAUGAUUUUGGAAUCGCUUAAGAAAUACAACCUGCUGGACAGGUUCUUAGUUACUGUUAAGUCAUUUGCCAAUGGCCUCAAUUUGGCCAAGGCCAAUGCCAAUGAAUCGUUGCAACAUUAUACGCUACGUAAACUAUCCAAAUUCCUCAAGACCAACAAUAUUAACAACAAUAAUAAUGUUGAGUCUAACAAUAAUAACACAGCCAUAGCCUCUUCCACUACUGCGGAAGGCGAAGCUGCUGCUGCUGUUGCAGGUCAAAAUUCCCAGCAGCAACAACAACAACCAAAGGUCACUAAUCAAAACAAAUAUAGUACAAAUAAUGAACGUGAACUAUUCGAUAGCAGUGCCAGUGUGCGUGCUAAAUUAGCCUAUGAAGUGGCAUUGCAUUUAAGCAAUCAGGACUCUAAGGAUUCCCUAGACUCGCCUAUUGCCAGUGGCAAACUACUGGCAGCCAUAAAUCCCUAUGCCCAACCCAUACAAAGUGAUUUGAAUGAAUUGCAAACACAAAACAAAAAUAUGGAACGUCAAAACUCAUUCCGUCCAGUAUUUUUAAACUACUUCAAGACAACAUUGUAUCAUCGUGUGCGUGCUGUUAAAUUCCGCAUUUUCCUGGCCGAACAUGGUUAUGAUUUGCAAACUCUCAAUGCCAUCUGGACAGAAAAGAAACGUGAUGGUCUUGUUGAAGUAUUGCAAGUUAUGGAAGAACUAAAAGACGAGGAUAAAACAGAAUUGGCCGAUUUGUUCGAUAGCUAUUAUGAUCCAGCUAAGACGACUAUUAAGCCGAUUGUAAAGAGUAUCAAUCGUCCUCGCAAUAGACGUGUACGCAAUCAUAUUAGAAACAUUGUGCCGAAUGGUGCGGCAUCCGUUGAAGACGCCGGUGGUGAACCACAAGGUGCCAGUGGCGAUAAGCCACAACAACAAAACCAGGCUGAAGGUGGUAAUUCAGCUAAUGUACCAGAUUCUACUACCAAAUCACCAAAACCUAUGAGAACUAAUCGUAAACAACGUUCCCCAAGGAAUAACAACAACAACAAUAAUAAUAAAAUGAAUGCCAACAAUAACAAUGUGUUGAUAAAAACUGACACUGAGGUGGCAAAUGAGACUCCCACUGCUGUUGCUGCUGCUGCUGCCGCCAACAACAACAACAAUCAACAACCUAACAAUGCAACUCCGGCUCCAGUGGCUGUGGCGGCAUCAAACUAAAUGUUGUACAGAAAAUUAACCAAUCAAAAGCCGUUAUCUUCUUUUAGCCAUUGAGGAAAAAUUAAAUCUAAAAUUUUUCAAAAGCCAUCAUUAAACGUUGCUGCAUUAUAUCAAACACUUAUUUAAAUAUGUAACUAUUUCUUUUUUA
Messenger RNA from Stomoxys calcitrans (stable fly), 2179 nucleotides. It is a transcript of the gene exu, whose product is annotated as maternal protein exuperantia. Bases 367 to 2031 code for a protein of 554 amino acids. The transcript has 5 exons. Gene Ontology annotation, biological process: bicoid mRNA localization. The record is from RefSeq and is a predicted model, not a curated record. NCBI's taxonomy places the organism in Eukaryota, Metazoa, Arthropoda, Insecta, Diptera, Muscidae. Gene Ontology annotation, molecular function: protein homodimerization activity; RNA binding.